This is a messenger RNA of Mycena citricolor, 426 nucleotides long. The record is from the annotation of a GenBank genome assembly. NCBI's taxonomy places the organism in Eukaryota, Fungi, Basidiomycota, Agaricomycetes, Agaricales, Mycenaceae.
AUGCCUGCCCCGUCGUCCCUCUCCGCCACCGCCGUGUCCUCCUCGGCGUCUGCAACAGCCACCCUCCCUGCCGGCUGCUCCCUAAGCUCAUUCAACGGCGGGGUAACGCUCAGCUCCGGCUUCGAAGGCUGCACCACCUCGACCCUCUUCGGCCUGGACUCGUGCUGCGCUGCCGCGGGCAGCAUACCCGCGUUCGUCAACAACACGUGCGGCUGUCCGCUCGACAAGGUCGCGUCGGCCAAGGAUGCCCGCGACGCGUUCACGAGCUGCACCGCGAAGCUCAACCUCACGUCCGGGUGCGGAGGGUACCCGCUCCCGAGCGCCACUCCGAAAGGCGGCGCUGUAGGACGGGAGGCAGGCGUGCGGUUUGCGUGGGUCUGGGUCGUGUUGCUUUCGGCCUUGAUAGGGGGUGCUUAUGUUGUGUGA